Molecule: messenger RNA, 3592 nt
Organism: Coturnix japonica (Japanese quail)
Lineage: Eukaryota; Metazoa; Chordata; Aves; Galliformes; Phasianidae
Gene: NFS1
Product: NFS1 cysteine desulfurase
Biological process (GO): [2Fe-2S] cluster assembly
Cellular component (GO): nucleus; cytosol; mitochondrion
Molecular function (GO): pyridoxal phosphate binding; cysteine desulfurase activity
Source: RefSeq, a predicted model, not a curated record
CCGACCUGAGGCACGAGAAGGUUCCGAACAGCGCUCCCGCGGCCAUGCCCACGGCGAAGCCCAUCACGAAGCCCAUCUUCACUCUGUCGAAGCAGCUGGGCUGCGACUGCCCGUACGGGCCCACGGUCACGGGCAUCUACAACACACACACACACACACACACACACACGGUUCCCAAGCUCAGCCGCGCUCCGCUCGGUGUCCCCGCUCCUCACCGCCACCGCCGCCUGGGCCUCCGCUUCCGGUGCAGGCGGAAGGGGCGGAGCGGCGCCGUGUUCCCCGGUCUCGUUUCCUCGGCCAUGUACCGGCUGUGGCGCAGCCCGGCUGCUCUGCGCCCGGUUCCUCCCGCCCCGCGGCGGUUCUCGGCGGCGGCACCGCGAACACGGACCGAUGGGGGCGGGGCGGGGCCGCGCGGCGAUGGAGGCGGCGCUCUGCGGCCGCUGUACCUGGACGUGCAGGCCACCACCCCGCUGGACCCGCGCGUGCUGGACCGCAUGCUGCCCUACCUGACCGGCUGCUACGGGAACCCGCACUCCCGCACACACGCCUACGGAUGGGAGAGCGAGGCCGCCACCGAGCGCGCCCGGCGGCAAGUCGCAGAUCUGAUAGGAGCAGAUCCCAGGGAAAUCAUUUUCACCAGCGGGGCUACGGAAUCGAAUAAUAUGGCCAUUAAGGGUGUUGCGAGGUUCUAUAAGUCCAGGAAGAAGCACAUCAUUACCACACAGACAGAGCACAAGUGUGUGUUGGAUUCCUGCCGCUCCUUGGAGGCUGAAGGUUUCCAGAUCACUUACCUGCCGGUCCAGAAAAAUGGGCUGAUCGAUUUGAAGGAGCUGGAGGCUGCGUUCCAGCCAGACACGAGCUUGGUUUCUGUGAUGGCCGUGAAUAACGAAAUAGGAGUGAAGCAGCCAAUUGGUGACAUUGGUGAGAUCUGCCGCUCACGUAAGGUUUUCUUCCACACGGAUGCUGCACAAGCAGUUGGAAAAAUUCCUCUGGACGUCAAUGACUUGAAGAUUGACCUAAUGAGCAUCAGUGGCCAUAAGAUUUAUGGGCCCAAAGGGGUUGGUGCCAUCUAUGUUCGCCGGCGGCCACGUGUGCGGCUGGAACCGCUGCAGAGCGGGGGAGGCCAGGAGAGAGGGCUGCGAUCGGGGACUGUGCCCACACCGCUGGCUGUGGGCCUGGGGGCUGCGUGUGAGGUGGCACAGGAAGAGAUGGAGUAUGACCAUAAGCGAAUCUCACAACUGGCAGAACGGCUUGUUACGAAAAUAAUGAGCGAAGUUCCUGAUGUGGUUAUGAAUGGAGACAGAGAGCAUCGUUAUCCAGGAUGUGUCAAUUUAUCUUUUGCGUAUGUGGAAGGGGAGAGUCUUCUCAUGGCCCUGAAAGAUGUGGCUCUGUCUUCAGGAAGUGCUUGCACAUCAGCUUCUCUGGAGCCUUCAUAUGUUUUGCGGGCAAUUGGAGCAGAUGAAGAUUUGGCUCAUUCCUCUAUCAGAUUUGGCAUUGGUCGUUUCACUACCGAGGAAGAAAUAGAUUAUACAGUUCAGAAAUGCAUACAGCACGUUAAGAGGCUGAGGGAAAUGAGUCCUCUUUGGGAAAUGGUGCAGGAUGGAAUUGACCUCAAAAGCAUUAAAUGGAGUCAGCACUGAGAAAACAAGCUCUCUCCGUGGACUAGACUGAAGUGGAUUAAGAUGUAUUUUCUGUACAUUCCCGAACAAAAACAUGCAGCACAUUUCAGCUUGUUAUCAUUUGCAAUUUAAAUGGGAAGCUCCCUUUUCUAAUAAUAGCCUAAGAAGCCAAAAAUUGAACUAGUCUGUAUGCUGGGGAAAGGCAGGAUGACAUAACAGCCUUUGCAUUGAUAUUCAUACGCUGCAAUUUAUGCUGAGAUGUGCUCUCUUUGAAAAUGUAUUUUGCAAUGUAAAAAACAAAACUGAGGAGUCCUGGUAAGAAAUAGCUCGUUCUCAGCAUAAAACAUCCUGUGUAGCUGUUCUGUUUGCAGCACAGAGCUGUAGCUGGGCUGCAGGUUCUCCUAGAGGCAGCCUUGCAGCUGCAGGUGCUUUUGUGCUGCUAAAAUGUCUCAAGAGAAUUUUUUGUGUAGGAAGAAGUUUGGCAUUUCUAGAGGAAAAGGAUGCCUCACUGUGGCUACGUGCCUUCACAGUUAAGUUGUAUGUGGAGUUAUGAACUCUUUUUUUUCCCCCUAAAAUUUAAUACUUUUUGCUCUUUGUGUGUGUGUGUUUAUGUGCUGCUUGUACAGACCGGUGUGCAUUUGUACCAAACACUGUCUGGUGUUACGGAAUUUAGGAUACCUUUAUAAUGCACUUUGCUGUCCCCUCUGUUUGUUUUUUUCUACUCAGUGAAGAAAGAAAACUUGAAUGACUGGGAGAGGAGGAACAGAACACGCCGGCUUCAGUUGCAGUACCAGUUUAGUUGGUACUCCAUUGGUGGAGGGGGGGAAGCACAUAAUGUACAAGGUCUUCUGGUUUUGUUCUAGUUUUGCCUUUUUUUCCCCUUGUAGUGAGUCCUUUGCUGUUACUGUAGUCUUUGCCUAUGGCAAUUGGCUUCUGUCACUUCUGGGAGUCUUGCUCAGUGGGCAAACCUGGCUGUUCUGUCAGUAGGUGGGAACAUGUGGCUCUGGAGUUGUUUCUUUGUGUGCCGGAGCUAACUUGUCCUGUUAGAGGCUUCCAUGGGAAUCCAUUCCCUGCGAAUGCUGGGGAAAAGUGUCUGUUAAAAUGGGUUUGAUUAGAUGAAUUUGUAUCAGAAUUUCUCCUUUCGUACCUUUGGUGGUCUUUCCAGUAGGAAAUUUUACCCUGUAUUACGAAGUGCCUUUGUAACAGUUGCAUAAGCAGACAGCUCUUAAAUUAUUUUCUUGGUUAAUGGAUGCUGAAUUUAGUAUACAUUAUAGACAGCAUGUCAUCAGUUCUGAGUAGUAUCUACCUCGAGGAUGCAGCACUGUAUGGAAAAGGUGAAGCUAAGCCUCACAGAGCGGACUGAAUUAUAGAAUUGUUAAUUUUUCUGUUAAGGACGGAUUUGGUUGUAAUGCAAAGCUAAUCCUGAAUGGUUCUAUUUGAAAUUACUAGCCUUAGCAGGUUUGAUAUUGUACGACUGAUCGGCACCUUAUGUUUCAUCACCAUGUUUUAAAGCUCUCAUAUGCGUAACUACGUUUUAGAGGCAUUGUUUGUAUUAUAUUUUAUUUUUGGGUCAUGUGUGGUUUCUGGGUUAAGCAUGUGCUAAGAAUUCCCCUGCAUGUUUUAGGACUUUAUGUUUGUGAAUGUGUCAUUUGUGUUUCAUGGAUGACAAAAAUAUAGAUAAGGCUUAAACGUGGCUACUAUGAGUCUUUGUAGGUAAUUAUAAAGUUGAAGUAAAUCAAGAAAAAAAUGUAGAGCACUACUUUUGCGGAUCCACUUCUCCGGCUCAGCUGUUGGGCACGAUCGUUGAGUCGCCAAUUGCAGUCUCUCAUCAGAUGCCAGAGGCAGAUAAGUUUGUUUGUGAACACUGAUACAGGCUCUUUCAUCCAGCUGACGUUUGACUUCUGUUGAGUUGUUCCUCUCAUGCUGAAUGUCUGAUCUGACCUAAUAGAUAUAAUAUAUAUUAAUAAAACUCA